Molecule: messenger RNA, 1482 nt
Organism: Aspergillus lentulus
Lineage: Eukaryota; Fungi; Ascomycota; Eurotiomycetes; Eurotiales; Aspergillaceae
Source: RefSeq, a predicted model, not a curated record
AUGCAUGUCGUCGUCACUACCAGAUCUCAUUUCUCCGAGCCAGUUCCAUCUUUCAUCUCUCACGUAGGAGAUAUAAUUCGCAAGUCAAAACUCUGGUCAGAUUUGGACCUUGCUGUCCUACUCCGAAGCUGCGACCGUUUGUCCGGAUCGGACAAUUCAACGACCAUCAAGCUUUCCUUUGGAUUGCGAAGAAAAGCUGGACGGCCGUCAACAAACAGAUUCCUACGAGUACCAAUAUCGGCGCAACACGACGGGGAUGCUGCUCCUCCUGCGAAUAUUCACACAGCAUACUUGUCUACGAUAAACGUAUUCCUUGAAGUCUACGACUCGAACAAAGUCAGACAGGAAUACUUCCAAUUAGCGCCGAACCUGCCAAUCUCAGUACCUCCCAAAACAUUUAUAGCCAAUCCCAAGCAAUGGAGUACAAUAGAAGGCCUACAAGGCUUUCCGAAGCUUCCUGUGACGCAAACAGACUGUGUAGACGAAUUCAUGGACAGCAGCACACGGUUGUUCUUGGAGGAGCUUGGGGAUAUGAAAGACGACUACCGAAUGGAGGAAGACCCUGAUAGUCAGAUUUACAACGAGCUUGAUCAACUGUUCAGGAAAGGCUUUCGAUCGCUCAUAGUCGAUAGAUGUCGGCAGAGUGAUACAGGCACUCAGAGCUCAGGAGACAGGGUUCUCCAACCCCUGUCACGCAUUGUGCCUUCGGUGUUCAGCUUAGGCUACCGUGAGGCCAUGAACCAGCGAUCCCACUUGAUUCCGUCCAUCGCGAAGUCCCUAGCUUCAGUUCUGAAAACGUCAAGAAAUCCGACUUUACAAAGCAGACUUAACGAUCUUCAAGCUUUGCAUAAUUCUCAAACAGAAGCGUCUCAGGCACCGAGGUCGACCGACUUUAGAGCAGCAAUGCAGACUGCCCUCUGGAAGAUUGCCCAGAAGCAACUAUAUGAUCCCCGCGCUUCGCGAAAAUUGAGUGCAUCAGAUGCUGUGACUACUUCCGCCGAUGAUCUUAGAGGAGCUGAAGAGGAUCUUUUGUCAGAAGUAGGCAUGGAUGACUUUCACGAUGAUCUGAACAGUGAAAAUCACGAGAUAUACGACUCCGAUUAUUAUUUGGGAAGCAACUCCGAGGACCAGGAGCUCAUGGAGGAAGACGAGACGAACUCCGUCUUAUCCUUUGAUGGAAAUUAUUCACACCAUUCAAUUGAUAUGCUGGGGCAUGGGGAUACCAAACUUGAUCGAAUUUGGGAAGACCAGACAAUACUUGACCAUACCCAGACUAAAACCACAAUAUCCGUGUUCAAUCUUUCUGAGCAACUCUCCUGCCACCUUUCCAUAAGUGAUGGCGAGAUGCUGGCAUCGGACUGCUUUGAAGAUGAGUCUACGAGCCCACAACUUCUUCCCUAUAGCUCUAGCUUCUCGGGGACUUGUGAGACUUCCGAUGAGGACUGUGACCUGAUGCUGUGUGACCACAAUUGGGUUCUAUAA